UCCACCCCUCCCCACUCUCCAGUGCCUCCAGCCAGCUGUCCAGCUCCCAAAUUCCGGCCAAGAGUCCCGGGAACAAAGCAAGAAAAAUCAGAGUAAUUUGGGAAGUAAACAGAAACUGGGAAGGGAGUGGGCAGAGAAAAGUGGGGAGGACCAGGUGGGGGCGGGGGGAGCCUCUUCAGUCCCACCCAGUUUAGGGAAUGCCCCUGCCUUCUCCCCCCACCCCCCUUCACCUGGCUCUUAAAGGGCCCGGCCCCUGACCGGCGGCUACUUAAGGCGGAGGGGCGGCGGCGGGCAGCAGCUGUGCUACGACUGCGCUGGGAGGAGUGGACGGGGCAAAAAUCCUGACCAUGACCCCCCACAGGCUGCUGCCGCUCCUGCUGCUGCUAACUCUGCUGCUCGCUGCCCGCUCAGGAGCCGCCUUGGCACGGUGCCCAGGCUGCGGGCAGGGGGUGCAGGCGGGUUGUCCAGGGGGCUGCGUGGAGGAGGAGGGGGGGCCGCCGGCGGAGGGCUGUAAGGAAGCUGGGGGCUGUCUCAGGAGGGAGGGGCAGCAGUGCGGGGUCUACACCCCUAACUGCGCCCCAGGACUGCAGUGCCAGCCGCCCGAGGAAGACGAGGCGCCUUUGCGGGCGCUGCUGCUGGGCCGGGGCCGCUGCCGCCGGGCGCGCGCGCCCUCGGGGGAGAAUCCUAAGGAGGGUAAAUCCCAGGCAGGGACCACUCGUCCACAGGAUGUGAACCGCAGAGACCAACAGAGGAAUCCGGGCACCUCGACCACUCCCGCCCGGCCCAGUCCGGGGGGUGCCCAAGACACCGAGAUGGGCCCGUGCCGCAGACAUCUGGACUCGGUGCUGCAGCAACUCCAGACCGAGGUGUACCGAGGGGCUCAGACCCUCUACGUGCCUAACUGUGACCAUCGGGGCUUCUACCGGAAGCGGCAGUGCCGCUCCUCCCAGGGCCAGCGCAGAGGUCCUUGCUGGUGUGUGGAUCGGAUGGGCCAGCCCCUGCCGGGGUCCCCAGAAGGCGAAGGAGGCUCCUCCUGUCCCACCGGGAGCAGCGGCUAAGGCUGGGCAGGGGGCGGGGAGGGGGAGGCUGCAGGACCAUUGGCAGGAGCAUGGAGCUAUCAUCUUGGGUCAUUUGUUGAGUGACGAGUAACUCGGGAGCCCUGAGCCCCACACUCCACCGUCAGGCCCUUUCCCAGUGUCCCCCUCACCCCUGGGACCCCACACAUGGAAAGAUGGUUGGUGUUGGCUUGGGAUGUUAAUAAAGCUGUGUUGGGGGUCUCUGGCCUACA
Messenger RNA from Prionailurus viverrinus (fishing cat), 1288 nucleotides. It is a transcript of the gene IGFBP6, whose product is annotated as insulin like growth factor binding protein 6. The record is from RefSeq and is a predicted model, not a curated record. The transcript is spliced from 4 exons. Gene Ontology annotation, biological process: regulation of insulin-like growth factor receptor signaling pathway. Gene Ontology annotation, cellular component: extracellular region. Gene Ontology annotation, molecular function: insulin-like growth factor I binding; fibronectin binding; insulin-like growth factor II binding. Lineage: Eukaryota; Metazoa; Chordata; Mammalia; Carnivora; Felidae. Bases 348 to 1058 code for a protein of 236 amino acids.